AUGGAAUGCACAGGACUUUGUUUCUACGGACACUGUAUUGUCAUGUUCCUUCUUCACAUCACACCAAGCUCAGAGAAAUUCACGGUGACUGGCUUAGAGGGGCCAGUCUUGGCUCCACUGGGUGGAAACCUUGAACUCAGUUGUCAGUUACUCCCACCACAACACGCAGAGCACAUGGAAAUUCGCUGGUUCCGGGACCAUUAUACACAGCCUGUACACCUUUACAGGGAUGGCAAAGACAUAUAUGGAGAAACUAUCUCCAAGUAUGUGGAAAGGACUGAACUCCUGAAAGACGCCAUUAGAGAAGGAAGAAUGACCCUCAGGAUCUUUAAUGUGACUGUUGAUGAUGAUGGGCCAUACCACUGUGUCUUCAAAGACAGCAAUUUUUAUGAAGAGCACAUCACAGAGGUCAAGGUCACAGCUGUGAGCUUGCAGGUACAGAUUCACGUGCAUCCUCCCAAUACCAAAGGUUUAAUAGUGGAGUGUAACUCUGGAGGUUGGUUCCCACAGCCUCUCAUGGAAUGGAGGGACAGCAGAGGAGAGGUCAUUCCAGCUGCAUCAAAAUCUCAUUCUCAGGAUGAAGGCAAACUAUUCAAUAUAAAGAUGAUCCUUCUCAUUAGAGAGAGUUCCUCCCAAAAAGUCAUUUGCUGCCUUCAGAACCCCCUGACAGGCCAAGAGCACAGGACAAGUGUUGCCAUAUCAGAUGCAUUUUUUUCAUGGAAUAAGAAAUGGAAAAUGAUUUUGGUUAUGAUAUUAUGUGUGAUGGUAUUCUCUAUAAUGGUUUCCAGUCGUCAGAUACAUCUCAGAAAUCAAAGUAGGUGGUGUACAUGGACUGCUCCUUGGGUGAUAGGCAUAUUGAUAAUGAUACUUUCAGUGUUGAUCGUCAUAGGAGUCCUGGUGUGGUUGCAUAUGAAACAAAGAGUUCCCGUUUCAGAUGCACAUUUUGAAUUGGAUACUUUGUGGUUGGAAGAUAGAAGUGUCAUCCUGUGUGCACUGAUGGUUUCUGCCACAAUGCUUACUUCCUAUAUAUACUUCAAACUGAAAGCUCGUCUCCAAAAAGAAAAUCAUCUCAGUGAGGUGUCAUCCAGCAACUGAUGGGAGCAGACGUAGAGGCUCACUGCUAAACAAUAUGAAGACUUCAGAGAACCACACAGAAGAGAGGGAGGAAGGAUUUUAGGAGCCAGAGGGUUCAAGGACACCAUGAGGACAUGGCUCACAGAAUCAACUAAGAAGGACUCAUAGGAGCUCACUGAGAUUUGAAGUAACAAUCAUGAAGGAGCCUGCAGUGAUGUGAUCUCAGUGCUCUGCAUGUGUGUUAUUUUUGUAUAGCUUGGUGUUCUUGUGGGACGUCUAACAGUGGGAUUGGGCUUUGUCUCUGACUCUUUUGCCUGCUCUUGGGACACUUUUAUUCCUACUAGAUUGCCUUGUCCAACCUUCAUAUGAGGGUUUGUGUAUAGUCUUAUUGCAUCUUGUUAUGAUAUGUUCCAUUGAUAUCCCUGGGAGGCCUGCUCUUUUCUGAAGGGAAGGAAGAGGAAUGGAUCUACUGGAGAAGGGAGGUGGCAGGGGACUAAUAGGAGUGGAGGGAUAGUAAACUAAAGUCAAGUUGUAAUAUAUGAAAGAAGGAAAGGC
Messenger RNA from Mesocricetus auratus (golden hamster), 1629 nucleotides. RefSeq names its product selection and upkeep of intraepithelial T-cells protein 1. Gene Ontology annotation, biological process: regulation of cytokine production; T cell receptor signaling pathway. The record is from RefSeq and is a predicted model, not a curated record. Gene Ontology annotation, molecular function: signaling receptor binding. Gene Ontology annotation, cellular component: external side of plasma membrane. The coding region runs from base 1 to 1095 and encodes 364 amino acids. The transcript is spliced from 7 exons. NCBI's taxonomy places the organism in Eukaryota, Metazoa, Chordata, Mammalia, Rodentia, Cricetidae.